AGGAAUGCAGUGAGUGAGCUAUGGGCCAAGUUGGAUGGAAGUUUGUCAGUGCCUUAUGAAAUUGAUUCUGUUAUUGAGGGCAGGACUAAGGACAUUCUUAAUGCCUUUAAUAUGAUCUCCAAGAAGACCUGCGUCAGAUUCCGUCCACAUACUAAUGAAACUGACUUUUUGCACUUUGAAUUGGGAAAUGGGUGUGCGUCUUACGUCGGAUGUAAGGGGGGUGAGCAGCCUCUUCUGAUUGGGCCAAAAUGUAAAGUUGGGAACAUCUGCCACGAGAUCCUUCAUGCCCUCGGCUUUCACCACGAGCAUUCCCGCUAUGACCGUGGUGAUCAUAUCACUAUACUUAAAGGAAACAUUGCCUCUGGGAAAGAGGAUAAUUUUUUGAAGAGAAAUGGGAACACCUUUGGUCUGGAGUAUGACCUGGAAUCAAUUUUGCAUUAUGGAAACAAUUAUUUCUCUCGCAAUGGAAAACCCACAAUUCAGCCCAAAGACAGCGGUGUAAUUAUUGGCCAGAGGACUCACUUGUCUGAUCUGGAUGUGCAAAGGAUCAGGAAGCUGUACCACUGUGGUACGUCAU
Messenger RNA from Sinocyclocheilus grahami, 577 nucleotides. Its product is annotated as zinc metalloproteinase nas-14-like. NCBI's taxonomy places the organism in Eukaryota, Metazoa, Chordata, Actinopteri, Cypriniformes, Cyprinidae. Gene Ontology annotation, molecular function: zinc ion binding; metalloendopeptidase activity. The annotation marks the transcript as partial. The transcript has 5 exons. The record is from RefSeq and is a predicted model, not a curated record. Gene Ontology annotation, biological process: proteolysis.